CAGUGUGGGUGACUUGACACUGGUCCCAAGUUGAGUACAGUCGGUGUGCUGCUGCGUCGUGGAGACAGUGGAGGAGAGGAUAAGAAAGUGGCUAUAAGAGAGACGCUUCACCUUCAUGCUUCUGCGCAUAGAAAAGAAAAGAGACGCGUUUAGGCUACUUUUCAAUCAACAUACAGACUUAAAGGAAAGUGCUGGGACUGGAUCAAAGCAGGCGACAGGAGCUCAUCUGACUGAACUGUUCCUCAUUGGAUGUAUAAGAGAGGAAGGGAGGUUUUUCUGAUCUGAACCCUUUCGGAAAUGAGCCACAGGGUGGACGUGAAGGAAGGUGACAGAAAGUAAUUCAAGAGGAAGAAUGAUAUAUGCAGGAAUCACGCUGCUUUCAUCACCUCUCUGAUUAAAUUAUUUUCUUUUAGGAGGGUCGAUUUGUUACAAGCUUUUUAAAGCACCUAUUAAAUUAUCUAUUUGCAUCCACCCAGCACACCUCGGCUGGUUGAUCACACUCCUGGUUAUUCAAUCAAAGUUGAAAGAUUAGUUGUAAAUCUUGCAUUCAGCUGUAAUAUGGGAUGCAAGCCUUCUGGCUUGUAAUUAAUUGUUAACCCGUUUUUAAAUAUAUCCCCUUUUUCUGAUCGUAUUUAAUACAAUUGACACUUGAACAUGGCAAUCAACACGGACACCGACUUCCUGAAGUCCAACUUAAGUGAGGGUGGAGGAGGCACGCAGCCUGCGGACCCCCACGAGACUGAGAAACUUCUGGCGCUGACCACCGAGCCUGGAGGCAACGGGAUGAAGAUGUCCACCUCCUUCACGGUCAACAUGGACAGUGACAAGGGCCAAGAGGCCGACCAGAACGGCCACAGCAUCGCAGUGAGAUCAGGCUCCGCCGGGCAGCUGGGCGCCGCCGCCCCCCUCUCCCCGUCCAAGGCCAGUCUGAGCCGCUCCUCCUACGGGAACGCUACCGUGCAGGAGACCCCGAAGCCCAAGGAUUACCUCAUCCUUGUUAUCUUGUCCUGCUUCUGCCCCGUGUGGCCCGUCAGCAUUGUGGCACUGGUGUACUCCAUCAUGUCCAGAAACAGUCUGCAGGUGGGGGAUAUGGACGGGGCCAGGAGGCUGGGCCGACUGGCCCGUCUGCUCAGUAUCGUCUCCAUCGCCCUGGGCAUCGUCGUCAUCGUGGUCUACGUCUCAGUUGCAGUAAGCAAGAACUGAGGGGGAGGGGGGAAGAACCGUGAAAACCAUGGAUGCAACAGGGGGGAGCGAGCCCAUUCCAAAACAAACAACAAGACAUACAAUUCCUUACUUUAUGCCAUAUUGUAAUUACAUCAUGACCGACCUCAGAAAGCAAAACAAAAUAGGCUCAUGAGAGUAGGUACUGCAGCAAGUAAACAAAUAAAAACAUUCAGAGGUGCAUGCAUUAGAAUCCAGUAACAUUUGCUUGACAAAAAUAACACAAAAAAACCUGAUGUAAAAGUGUUCAGGUUAAAACAAGAGGAAAAAGAAAACACAGAUUUGUAUGUGGCCAGGAGGACUCAUGUUUCUUUUUGGAAGAAUGGACUUCCUAAAACGAAGAGGAUGAACUACAUGUGAGGUGAAAGUGAACGAAAGACGUUUUCUAUGUCUGUGGGCUCCUUGAAAAACAGAUUCUGGGUUUGGGCUUCAAACGGCUGCAUAUAAUCCGUAUAUAUUCCUUACUGAACCUCUUGCAUUCAAAGCAUAUACAGCUACAAAUAUAUUUGAAAUAUGGAUAUAACAAUAUAUACAUGUACAUUUUAUAAAAAUGUUUGUAUGCCAAGUGGUGCUGGGUUUGUUAGGACUGUUGUGAUGGCUGCUUUGUCAGCACUAUUAUCAGUGGAAAUUCAAGGGUUUGUGAAAAGGGGCAGGGAACACCUUUUAAAUGUGUUAUUUAUUAUCAUUUUUUGAA
Cottoperca gobio is the source of this 1915-nucleotide messenger RNA. It is a transcript of the gene trarg1a, whose product is annotated as trafficking regulator of GLUT4 (SLC2A4) 1a. The record is from RefSeq and is a predicted model, not a curated record. Gene Ontology annotation, cellular component: membrane. NCBI's taxonomy places the organism in Eukaryota, Metazoa, Chordata, Actinopteri, Perciformes, Bovichtidae.